Messenger RNA from Colletotrichum tamarilloi, 357 nucleotides. RefSeq lists its product as uncharacterized. The coding region runs from base 1 to 357 and encodes 118 amino acids. The record is from RefSeq and is a predicted model, not a curated record. The transcript is spliced from 3 exons. NCBI's taxonomy places the organism in Eukaryota, Fungi, Ascomycota, Sordariomycetes, Glomerellales, Glomerellaceae.
AUGCAGGAACCGUCGAUGGGACGGAACUCGGUUACGCCAAAGUACCACGGCACCGAGACGGAAGUUGGAACCUUCGUCUCCGACAACAAGCCUUGGAAGCGGAUUCAGUGUCGCAAGACCUUGCCGGAAAGCUCUUUAUCCUAUUCCCACAACCAAUGCCAUUUUGCCAUCUACGGAUACCAAGAAGUGCUCGCAAACUUCACUCCAACCACACGAACUGCCGAGGAAGAAAACCUUUCACGCCAGGUCUUCUUGGUUGUGGAUGCCUUGCCCACCCGUCUGUCCACCGCGCGCGUCACCGGUGUCGCAACGGCGAAGAACUUCGCGACCGAGGUCUGUCCGGUGCCACUCCGUUAA